AUGUCCGCAGGUGGUGUGCGGUUAGCCAGAGAAUUUUGCAUUGACAAAGGCCAUUCAUUCACAGAUCAGCUGGAGAAGAUCCAGUGUGUACUACAAGAUCUAGGAUCAAAUAUUGCCACUCCCCUGUCGUCAGCUAGAGACAGUCACAUCAAGAAUAAUAUGUUUAGCUCCCACCCUGUGAUUGAACAGGGGAGGUGGAUUGAUUUCUUUACAGAGCAGCUACCUCCACUCACAAAAUUCAUACUACCUUCAGGAGGAAAAAGCAGUGCAGCUUUACAUGUGGCCAGAGCAGUGUGUCGACGGGCAGAACGUUGUGUUACCCCUGUUGUCUGUUCAGGUGAAGCAGACCCAGAAGUUGGCAAAUAUCUGAACAGACUGAGUGACUACCUGUUCACAGUGGCCAGAUAUGCUGCAAUGAAAGAGGGCAAUGCAGAAACAAUCUACAAAAGACCUGAGAAUUUCUGUGCCUCAUCUAGAAUUUGA
Messenger RNA from Myxocyprinus asiaticus (Chinese sucker), 483 nucleotides. Its product is annotated as corrinoid adenosyltransferase MMAB-like. The record is from RefSeq and is a predicted model, not a curated record. Bases 1 to 483 code for a protein of 160 amino acids. The transcript is spliced from 7 exons. Lineage: Eukaryota; Metazoa; Chordata; Actinopteri; Cypriniformes; Catostomidae. Gene Ontology annotation, molecular function: corrinoid adenosyltransferase activity.